Messenger RNA from Orbicella faveolata, 6672 nucleotides. RefSeq lists its product as uncharacterized. NCBI's taxonomy places the organism in Eukaryota, Metazoa, Cnidaria, Anthozoa, Scleractinia, Merulinidae. The record is from RefSeq and is a predicted model, not a curated record.
AUUUCAGGGAACUGCAGUUAUGAAGGUCCCACAAAUGGAGCUUCCCGGCAAUUCCACAGCAACGUGUCCGUUGAGAUUGCCAGUUGUGAAAUUGACGUCACAUUUUUUGCCGAACGUUACGAUGCAGACACAAGGCAGUGGUUUUUUGACGAUUUUGACGAGUGGUUCCACACUCCAGGCAACUCGCGAGCUUAUGUACUCCUAGGCGAUCCAGGUGUCGGAAAAAGUGUGAUUGCGGGAGUCAUGGCACAGCGCAUGAGAAAGGUUGGACACUUAGGAGCUGCCUACUUCUGCCGUCACAAUGAUGGUACAAGAAACGAUCCCAGGUAUCUUCUUGGGACUGUUGCCCAUGAACUCUGUGAUUGUAAUACUCAGUAUAAAGUAAUUGUACGCGGAGAGAGUGGAGUAAAAGUGUUUUUAGACAAUUCUGAACUUGGUGUUCGGGAGCUCUUUACAAAAUUAUUACAAGAACCAUUAAGUAAGUGUUUGCCCUGUAGCCAGAGAAGGUUAGUCAUCAUUGACGCAUUAGACGAGACAGAGUAUGAGUCCAGGGAAGAUUUCCUUGAUCUCAUAAUGCACUGCUUUCCCCUGCUUCCUGAUUGGCUUGUGUUCUUUAUCACCAGUCGCCCUGAAGAUUCGGUGCAGUUCAGAUUGAAAAAGUACAACCCCUGUGUUAAAAUUUGCGCUGGAAACAGCGAUCAAGACAACUUCUAUCAGCAGCAUGAGCAGGACAUCCAAACGUUUUUGAAAAAGAGAAUUGAUUUCUCUCGUUUAUCCGUCACGGUAGAAGCCAUAUCAAAAAAGUGUAACGGAUUAUUCUUGUAUGCACAUUACAUUGUGGAAGAACUUAGGCUUUCUCUGUAUUCAGGUAAGGAAUUGAAUCAGUUGAGCGAUUUUUUCCCUGGAGAUAUCGACAGUUUUUUUCUGCAGAAUUUUACGCGCGUGUAUGAUCAAGUGGGACAGGAUAUCUUCAAGAAGUUGUUUGGUUGUGCCAUCGUAGCCCCCACUCCACUUCCUGUUUCAAUCAUUUCUUACAUUCUAAAGAGAGAGAAAUCAAAUCACGAUGAGCAACAAGUGAUCGAUGCUGUAUCACAAUUUGUGGUGUUACGGACAUCUGAUCAGACAUUAACUUUCCUUCACAAUCUGAUCCCAGCGUGGUUGACAGACAAAGCCAAAGCUUCGCGAAGGUUGUUCAUCAAUAAGAAGAUUGCAGGUGAGUAUGUUGGAACGAUUUUUGUUGAAAUCCUGUCUUCUAUUGUGAACGAAUCGCGACCAACAUGCCUGUCAAAUGACGCCGAUUUGGAGGACUACGUUUCGUCCGUGGCCGUUCGCGUUUUGUGUCAGAAUGGGGCUAAAGAUUCGUUGAAGGCUGUUUACGAUUGCUUGACGAGUUAUGAUUUCAUUGAGAGAAGGAUACAAAGUGGAAGAAUUGAGAUUUACCACCUGCUGGACGAUUUAAGGCUUGCUGCGAGCUGUCUUUCCCUUGACGAAGUUUGGAAACAAGACAUCCUCCUGGAGAUCGUAUUUGCUCUUGAAAACAAUGUUCUUGUUCUCUUGAAAUGCCCCUACCUUCUGCACUCCUGCAUACGAAAUGCUUCAAACGCUGUCCAAGAGACCGUUUCCAUCCCUCAAAUGUCCACUCCUUGUUUUGAGUGGUUCUUUUAUCCUGUUCCUGACGCUAACAUUGCUCACAUGCACUGCUUUGCCACAUCACCUGAUGGGAGGACAGUGGCUGGAGCAAAGGGUCGGUCUCUGCAAUUCUUUGACCCAUCUACGGUAGAAAGAGUGAGCGAUCCUUUUGAUCUAAGCAACGAAACUAUUGAUAGCAUUAACCAUUUGGAGUAUUCUCCCGACGGUAAGUUCCUAUUUUUUGGACGUCUCGACAAAUGGUUUUCUGUUGAUCGAGGUUGUGUGGAGGACUUUCCUCAAUUCUCAGGGAAUUCUCAUAUCUAUAAAUGGGGCGUACUGACUCGUGAUGGACAGUGCAUUGUCGUGAAUAGAAGUUCUCUGUCUAAUCCGAGUACCUGCGAGGGUCAGUCUUGUGUUUUUGACUUACUGGCUCUUUGGGCAAUGAAGGAGAGUGAGCAGAGUGGAGAUGAUGAGCUGACCGUCCGUUUUUGUCCUGACGGAUUGAAACAGAAAAAACCAUGUAGCAAAGCAGGGAUGCAAAUCAGACGCUUGUUCGAGCGUCAUGGAUUGAGCGAAAUAUUGGAUGAGGGUGACGAAAUAUUGGAUGAGGGUGACGUUCGUGACAAUCCUUCUUGCUAUUACUGUCGCAGACUAAGAGAAUUAACUGAGUCAAAUCAAGAACCAUCCUUAGUAGCUGUACGACAACUUGUCAUUAAGCUCUACCCAUGCAUAUUUGAAUAUCAGGUUUGGGAUCUAGAGACUGGGAUGCCUUUGUUGCAGCAAGUUUUUUCAGCGGACAUUGAGCUCAACCCGUUCACCUAUUUCAGCCAUGUGUUCUGUGCUUAUAGUGAAGAUGGAUCAAAAAUGGGCUGUUCUGGCAUAUGGAAAGCCAUGUCAUGUUGUAACAUUGCCACAAUAACUGCUUUGCACAGGUUCUUUUUCUAUUCUGCGUGUAUGGUGGAUCAUAGUCUGGAGUCGUUGUGGAUGCACGAGUAUAAACCGAACAAGACUCUGCAGGAGAUGACGCGAAAGCUGAAGCAGCUGUUCGAGCUAGUGGGUAAUUGUGGGGAGCCGAUUGACCUUCUAAAGUUCAUCAUGAUUUCGGAAGGUUUUGGACUUGGAAGUGCAUACCCAGAUUAUAUGGACUUAAUGAGAAUAGAGAAGAUUUACGAGCUCUUAAAACAGCAGAUGGAGGAGCGUACAAAAUGGCAAGGUUUUGCAUCCGCUAAGUUAUUGAGGGAGGUCCACAAUAACGCAUCCAAGAUUGGCCUGUGGAGAAACAUUCCUAAAGGUUUUCAGGAUCUCGUUAAUGUUUUUAACAACGAAAUUGUUGCUUGCGUGUCACCAGAAUCAAAAUGGGUAAUCCAGACCGGUAAUUCACUGAAGAUGAGUUUGUUACAAACAGGAAAUCAAGAACGACACCAUAUUUAUCACGAAAAACCAGAACACACCUUCGGUAAGUUCACACGCUUUACCUUUUCAAAUGAUGAUCUUUAUUUGGUGUAUUCCUGUGAAGGUUCACUGCAAGCCUUAUCUCUCACGACAGGUAAGGUACUCGCGAGUGUGUCGGGCUGUAACCUUUGCUACUUUGCAGGAGAAAGGCAGGUUGGUUAUUUGUUUCGUUGUGGUACCGAAGAGACAGCCAUCUUGUUGACAAGUUUAUUUAGUCCUUUUAAGUUUGUUUCAGCAUCACCUGUGCAACCAUCGGUUUUCGGAAAAUCCGUUGCAGCGAUUUUCUGCUCAGGUAAUACUGUUAUGUCUGUUACGUCUGACUUGGUUGUUACUUUAUGGGAAACUUCCACUGUUGCUGAUAAAGACGUCAUCGCCUUCUCUUCAAAGUAUUCGUCGACUGCAGACUACCAGCAGUGUCUCCUUGUGAAGAAUUGUGCGCUGUCCUCAGACGGAAGUCUAAUUGCCAUUCACUGGUCACGCAAGGUAGAGUUGUACAGUUUUGCAAAUUCGGAAUUGAAUUUGCUUCAUUCAGUGUUUGAAUCUGCACACCAGUUCACGGUUACAUACUUUGCAUUUUCAGCUGAGAGCUUCUUUCUUCUCUUUUGUAUCCAGGAUAGCAGGAAUGAUUCACAUUUCUAUACAUGGGAUAUCAAAGAGGAAGCUGUUUCAGCUUCUUUCAAAUCACCAGGGUUCCUCACCGCAGAAUGUUGUUAUCUUUCAUCGAAUAAACGAGAACUAGUCUUGUGUGGUGACUACGAAAUUGAAAUCUGGGAGUACGCUGAACAUACCUACCACCUUCUUACCAGACUCGCAGUCGAUAAGCCUUACAACUCUGUUAGGUUCAGCCAGUGCACUUUGUCAGUAGACAAGCAGUUUUUGGUAUGCUGCAUCGCAGACGUAAUUCUUGUGUACAGUCUCAAUGCUUCCAAUAUCAAUUUCUCACGGGCCCAACAAGUUCUUCGCGGCCAUCUUGGUAAAGUUGAGUUUUGUCGGUUUUUAAAAGUAAAUCGUUAUCUUAUCUCAUACGGCGUUGAUGGUAUGGUCUUUCUGUGGGACAUCAGCGCGUCGAAAGCUGUUGGAUUCGCCAGGAUAGCUGAAGGGCAGGAAAGCAUUGUAAGCAUGGCCGUGUCCACUGAAGAAGACAGAGCUGUCUGUUUUACGUCGUCUGGUCGAGUGUGCAUGAUAAAACUCUGUAGACUGGGCGCUGCGCUGCCAUUGAUACCUUCGACGUCACCUUCGAAAGGCAAAGUAAAGACAGCUGAGACAAGUCUACAACUGCAAGGACAAAUCGCUUCAGCAUCUCAGAUUAGCUCGUCAUCCAUUAAGGAUGACAUGCUUGAGCCAAUAAGCAGUUCUGACUUUGAAGAAGAUGAGGAUUUUUCUGACUACGAAUCCGACUAGGUAUUACAUUUAACGUAUGGAGCUGUUCUAACAUAGGAUUGCGGCCGUCUGAGGUAGGUUUGGAGAAUUUUCUUCAAUAUUCUAACAGAAGCCAGCGUUUCCAAACAUGGCGAGAAUUUCUCCAAGCAGCAAAAUAUGAAAUGUGAAAUUAAGUCAGUGCAGGCUGUUGCCAUAUUUCAAUAUUUUUUUCUUAAAGGAAAGUUUCCUUUAUCCUUUACUGUUGCUAUUUCCAGAGCUAGUUAGUGCUGAAUGGUGUAACUGAAUUGGAACGACAGCUGGGAAGAGAUUCUGGAUUAGGGUGCUAGAAUCUCAGUUAUCAUUUUAACUUUUAGCCCAUUUCCCAGGUAUCAAUAAAUUUUGCGUAUCUCAGAUCUCAGCUGUCAGGUUAAAAAGAAGCGUUAAUUCGCGGCUGACAAAUUUUGCCAAAUUCUCAGGUAUCAGUUAAACCUCAUUCUCUGAUAAAAGUAUUUCUGGGAACCGCUAUUUGAAACUUUCCUGGGGCGGCAAGCGCAAACUAAACCUGAUGAAAAUUUGCUCGAAGAGCAUAGAUCUGUUCAAAUAUUUGAGAUACAACUCGAAUUACAACUGACUUCGCAGUUCUGUCAAGAGAAAACCAUCAAAGGGCGCAAAUACUGAAUAAAAAGAACUCAAGUUUGUGAGCUAGCUUGGUGCUACCUUCGAAGACCUAGAGGUCAGUCUCUCCUGGACUUGAAUUCUGUUUUGAAAUCGAGAAAUUAAUUCUCCUUAUCGAUUACCAUUAAAUGUUUUUAAUUUUAGUUGGGAGAAUUGGGUGGCACAUCAAAACAAUAAUACUAAAUUGAUGAUUUUCGUUGUUCUCUUCACCUGCCUGCUUGACAGUGUGUUGAUACUGUGUGGAGAAAUAAGAAAGAGUGAUCACUCGUAUGAAUUUAUGGGAUUUACCAGCUUAAUCCUUGUAUCACUAUGUAAACUCAAAUCAAAAUAUGUACGUUAACUACAGGAGCGGAUCCAGGGGGAGGGUGCAGGGGGUGUGCAACCUCACCCCCUCCCUGAGUUGAAGCCUUCUUCUGCGUAUUCGCUUUUAGAAUUUGUUUACCCCACCAAGUCAGGUACGCCAUUCCUUAGUGAUGCACCCUGUCCUAAGAAAAAUCCUGGAUCCGCCCCUGAACUAGAAUAUGAUCUUUAGUUUUCAAUAAUAAUGGAGAUGAUUUAAUCAAUAGUAGUACAAAAUAAUGUACUGUUUUCAGAAACGGUUUGUAAAGUGUAAGUUUGUAUAAACAGUGCUGGUCAAGUCAAGUAGUGUUAGCGUUUUUUACAAAGACAUUCAGGUAGUGAAGUAAUCAUACAAAUUAAAGGAGCUUCGUUGAGGCCAACGCAUCUUGAAAAAAAUGGCCAACUUUUUCAAGGUUGCAGUUCAGUUGUAGUCCGCUGUUUUGCUUUUCCACCUUUUUUUUGUUGCUGUUCUGCCCUUGAAAAUUAUGAGGAUUUCUGGGUUUCGUUUACUUUGGAAGUAUUUUUGAACAUCAGUAAAAUUACCUGAAAUGUCUUGACAGAGCUCCUUUAAGUUGCACAGGUAACGUUUCUUCAGGAUGAUAAACUUAGACCGGAUAAAGUUUGUUAAGGCACACGCAUAAGACAGAUAUUUCUAAGAAGUUUGAGUGCAAAAUGUUCUUAACCUUGAUAACCGUUAAAAGUGGUGAGAAAAGUGUCAAAAAUAGGCUUAAAAGGUGUUGCUGAUGUAGUGGGCUCUAUAGCUUUACGAGAAGUCUUUCAGUUGUUUUUUAGUUUUGUCAUAUUUUAUAUCGGAUCAGUGUAGGAAACAUACCUUAAUUUACGUUUAUCGUUUCGAGGUAUCGUUAUAGCUCAAUAUUUCAGUAGUAAUAGAAUUAAUUCAAUUAUACUGUUUGUGUAUUUAUAAUUGCUUUUGAUUAAAACCAGUGUUAAUUAAGCUGGUAAAAAGGAUUCAGAAAGUAAAUUUAGCUCUUUUAGGAAGUGAAACGUGACUUCUGCGAUAGUAAGUGGUACAUGUAUAAUUAAUUUUCAUACUUAUGACGCUGUAUAGUUUUCGCUUAAUAUGGGUUAAAUAUUAAUUAAUUGUUCUAGAUAAAGAAGUAAAAAAAAGUACUGAAGUGCGUUUCUGUUUUUAUAGGACUAUAACAAUGUAGCAUAAGAAAGGGAAGAAGUUUAAUAAAUAUAGAUUAUGUUAUAUUG